GGUAGAGGCUAAAAUGGGUUGCGCACUAAUAGGGCUUGGUCAGAUGGAUUGGAGGCAAUUGGACUGGGCUUAUUUGACUUUGUAUUAUUGUAUAACCCAUGGACUUAGUGAUACUACAGUAGUAUUAUUAUUUUUUUGGAGGAAGGUUUCCACCCCAUGGGAUGACGGAUGAGAGACAUACCAUAAGUUUUUCUCUGGACUUCCUUCCUGGCAAAUGGGUUCACCAUCACCAAUGGAUUUCCUCCUAUCCAAAUGGAUUUCCUCUAAUCCACCCUUGUGAUAAAUCAUAGUGAACAUUAAUUUAAAAUUGAAUGAAUAUUUCACCCCCUCAAAUGAGGUGCACGGCCAUCAGACCGCUUUUUGGUGGAGUUCACGAUGAUAAUGGAGUUCGAAAUUCCGACCACCUCACCCAAGCACUUAAGGCUUGGAAUCAAAUUAUUGGGACUAGAGGUCCAGUUCUCCUACAAAAGAUCUGCCACAUCAAUGUAUACCAAAUGAAAAUGAGUCCUUUUACCUCCAUGGCUCUUCCCCUGCAAGCUUCUGUCCCUGUUGCAGCUAUUUCGAGUAGACUUCCAUUUCCUUCAUCACGUACCAAACGCUACGCUCCUAGUCGAGUAACUGCCCUGAAAUUGUCAAAUGAGCUCACUAUGAGGAGAUCUGCAGAUUACAAGCCUCCUAUCUGGAGCUUUGAAGACAUUCAGUCUCUGAAAGUUGAUUACGUGGAAGAAUCAUUUAGAAGGCACGUCAACAAGUUGAAGGAAGAUGUUAUAGUGAUGCUAGAAGAAAAGGAGAUGGACAAGGUUCCUUUGCAACAACUCGAGCUCAUUGAUACGUUGCAAAGGCUUGGAUUAUCUUACCAUUUUGAGAAUGAAAUCAACAGAAUUUUGGAGAAAGUAUACACAAAUAAUCAGGGUUAUUAUUAUGGCUUUGAAAGAGAGAGUUUAUAUGUGGUUGCGCUUGAAUUUAGAAUUUUAAGGCAACAUGGGUACAAAGUACCUCAAGGUAAUCAAUCUCAAAUUUUCUUAUGUUGUAAAUUUAUCAAACGGCUAAUUGAUGGAAAACUACUCAAAUCUUGUAUUUCUUUGCAGAGAUAUUGAAAAGUUUCUUAAAUGAGAGUGGAAACUUCAAGGCUUGUCUCAACAUGGAUUGCAAAGGAAUUCUAUAUUUGUAUGAAGCUUCAUUCCUUUCACUAGAAGGUGAAAGUACACUGGAUGCAACUAGAACUUUCGUGAGAAAGUAUCUUAGUGAAUAUGUUAAGUUAAACGAAAGCAAAAAUCCUUACCUUUCAACACUUGUGGAGCAUGCACUGGAGUUUCCACUCCGUUGGAGAAUGCCAAGGAUGGAAGCAAGAUGGUUCAUUGAGGUUUAUCAACGAAGUCCAGAUAUGAACCCCCUCUUGCUUGAUCUUGCCAAGCUGGAUUUCAACAUGGUGC
Molecule: messenger RNA, 1433 nt
Organism: Rubroshorea leprosula
Lineage: Eukaryota; Viridiplantae; Streptophyta; Magnoliopsida; Malvales; Dipterocarpaceae
Source: the annotation of a GenBank genome assembly